Dacryopinax primogenitus is the source of this 1316-nucleotide messenger RNA. Its product is annotated as protein phosphatase methylesterase. Gene Ontology annotation, biological process: protein demethylation. The coding region runs from base 1 to 1212 and encodes 403 amino acids. The transcript is spliced from 6 exons. NCBI's taxonomy places the organism in Eukaryota, Fungi, Basidiomycota, Dacrymycetes, Dacrymycetales, Dacrymycetaceae. The record is from RefSeq and is a predicted model, not a curated record. Gene Ontology annotation, molecular function: protein methylesterase activity.
AUGGCACACGACCUCUACCGCAGCGCACUCCGUGCUCGGAUUUCAAAACUACCAGACUUGCCACCAUGGGAUACCCGAGCGACUCAAGAGGAGGAUGUGGAUAUGAGUACAAGCACGGGCAUGGGUGCAGGGGAAAAAGGAGAGAGAGAGGGAGACGUUGAUGAGGAGAUGGACGACGAAGCUGGCAUUGGGGACCUUCCUAACCUGAGUAACGCCCUCCCCCGCCUCACACACCGUUCCCGUACACCAGUAGACUACACCCCCUUAAGCGCAGAAGGCUACUUCGACCAAUCGCUCUCCCUCCUCCUCCCUUCCCGGGAACUCGAUGUCAGGCUAUACUACACCCCUGCCCUCAUCGGCCCUGAGGGGGGGAACGGAGCACUCGUGGUCGCGCAUCAUGGAGCCGGGAGUGGAGCGUUGAGCUUUGCGAGUUUCGCACGGGAAGUCGGGGUACAGAGUAAGGGGGAAUGUGGUGUCCUAGCCGCAGACUGUAGAGGGCAUGGGAAAACCCGUUCCACCUCCUCGUCGGAAGAAGGCGACCUCCUACUCUCCCAGCCCGACCUGUCAAAAGACCUCCUAACCCUGCUCACAACCCUCUUCCCUUCCCCUUCCCAGGCACCUAGCCUCGUCCUCCUCGGGCACUCGAUGGGCGCUUCUGUCGUCCUGGGAGUACUGGACGAGCUCCUCGAAAAGGGGUAUCAGGUAACAGGCAUAGGGGUGCUGGAUGUUGUCGAAGGGACAGCACUGGAAGCCUUGCCCCAUAUGCGCAGUCUGCUGCUAACCCGUCCUCCCGGGUUCCCCAGCUUAGAGGCAGCAAUCCAAUGGCACGUGAAAAACAACACCCUGCGCAACGUCCAGUCCGCGCGGAUCUCCGUCCCUCCCCUGUUCGUGCCUGGCCAGAAUAACCAGGGCUGGGUCUGGAGAGCGCCGUUAGAGAAAACAGAGCCUUUCUGGGAAGGCUGGUUCACCAACCUCUCCUCCCGAUUCCUCACCGCCCGCACCGCCCGUCUCCUCCUCCUCGCAGGUACAGAAAGGCUCGACAAGCCCCUGAUGAUAGGCCAGAUGCAGGGAAAGUUCCAGCUGGUCGUCAUCCCCGGUGUGGGCCAUCAUUUGCAGGAAGAUGACCCGGCUAGGACUGCGGGGGUCGUAUUGGAGUUUUGGAGCAGGAAUGAGAGGGUUUUUGCGGGGGUUAAGAAGGUUGGGGAACGGUAGAUUGGGGACUGUGGGAAGAAUUGGGAGCUUAAGAGCCGUGCGGGGUGUACGAUAGGAAAUGGAAAUACAAGUCUCCGAUUCACGGGUUGUUAGUAGGUUGCCAU